Molecule: messenger RNA, 620 nt
Organism: Cicer arietinum (chickpea)
Lineage: Eukaryota; Viridiplantae; Streptophyta; Magnoliopsida; Fabales; Fabaceae
Product: signaling peptide TAXIMIN 1
Source: RefSeq, a predicted model, not a curated record
UGUGUAAUCAAAACUACUAGUUUGGUUUUUAGUUUAAAGACUUAAAAAGUGAUCGCUUCGCUGUUUGAAAGAGCCUACAAAGUGUAAAAGAAUAACAGAAGAAGUGAAAAGAAAACAAAACAACAUGUGCAACUCAGAAGGCGAAUGCAGACCCUUAGGUUUCCUUUUGGGUCUUCCUUUUGCCUUCCUCUGUCUCCUCAUUUCAAUCGUUGCAAUUUUUGUUUGGAUUGUCGGAUUAUUGCUUACAUGUAUAUGUCCCUGCUGUUUGUGUCUAACGAUUAUAGUGGAGCUUGCUCUUGAAUUGAUCAAAGCUCCGUUGCAUGUCAUGGAGUGGUUCACUUCUAAGAUCCCUUGCUGAACAUAAUUUAUACUUGUCUUUGUUUCUUGGUCUUGAAUUGAUUGGUUUGUUAUUAUUACCUUUUACUUCUUCUCAAUUUAUUGUUGUUUUGAUUUAAAGUGAGUCAGGAUUUUUUAGGUUUUAUGUGUGUGGUCUUUUGGGUUGUCUACUGAAGAAUUCACUAUAUAGUGUAGAUUAUAUUUUAUAAGAUGAUAGCUCUUACACAUGUAUGUAUUAUUUUGCUUUUACAUAAAUUUUAUCAUCAUUAUUCAGUAUUGUAAUA